This is a messenger RNA of Aspergillus nomiae NRRL 13137, 617 nucleotides long. Its product is annotated as putative AP-3 adaptor complex subunit sigma. Gene Ontology annotation, cellular component: intracellular membrane-bounded organelle. The coding region runs from base 63 to 617 and encodes 184 amino acids. Lineage: Eukaryota; Fungi; Ascomycota; Eurotiomycetes; Eurotiales; Aspergillaceae. Gene Ontology annotation, biological process: vesicle-mediated transport; protein transport. The record is from RefSeq and is a predicted model, not a curated record. The transcript is spliced from 2 exons.
UACAAUAUUCUAGAAUCCCUUUGCGCAGUUGAACAGAGAUAUACGAUACAUAAAACGUCAGAAUGAUCAACGCGGUUCUCGUCUUCAACAAUAAUGGGCAGCCGCGCCUGAGCAAGUUCUACACCCAGAUUGAUACACAAACGAAACAAUCGCUUAUACAACAGACCUACGCUCUAGUCGCCCAGCGUCCACCAAGCGCUUGCAACUUCCUGCCUCUCCCUCCAUUACUCUCUCGGGGUGCUAGCUCCGGCGCAGAGGGCCCAUCCGAUGCCCCAACACAAGUGACCUACCGGACAUAUGCAACUCUUUCUUUCAUUAUGAUUUCAACAUCUACCGAGUCCCCGCUUGCGCUUAUUGAUCUGAUUCAAGUCUUCGUCGAGGCGCUGGACCGCAUAUUCGAGAAUGUAUGCGAGCUGGAUCUUAUCUUCGGGUAUGAAACGAUGCAUGCGGUGCUGAGUGAGAUGAUUGUCGGUGGCGUUGUCGUCGAAACGAAUAUCGAUAAGAUUGUUGCUGGGGUGCGGAGUCAAGAGGGCUCUCUAGGGAAGAAGAAGGCUAUCCAGGCAGCAAGUUCUAGCGUAGGGCGCGGCGGGUUCCCUGGUAUAGGUGCUUGGAGGUGA